AUGGCCGACAUGGCCCCCGUCGACGAGAAACUCUCGCCCAACCAGCACGAUGACCUGCAGCAGCCGGGCAACGGCACCGAUGCCCGUGGGACCAAGCGCAACCGCAUGAGUGCCGAAGACGACGAUGAUGAUGACGACAAGCCUGGACGGGAGCGUCGUAAGAUCGAGAUCAAGUUCAUCCAGGAUAAGUCGCGUCGUCACAUUACCUUUUCCAAGCGCAAGGCUGGUAUUAUGAAGAAGGCCUAUGAGUUGUCCGUUCUCACCGGAACUCAGGUUCUCCUGCUUGUUGUUUCGGAGACUGGUCUCGUCUAUACUUUCACCACCCCUAAGCUGCAGCCCCUCGUCACCAAGCCUGAAGGCAAGAACCUCAUCCAGGCAUGUCUGAAUGCUCCUGAUCCCACUACCAAUGAAAAUGGCGUCGACGCCCCCGAUGUCCCCGCGGAGACACCCGAGGAUGUUGGCCACAACGUAAAUGCGCCGCAACAAAACAUGCCUCGCCCUGGCAUGCACCCCGGCUACAUGACGAACGAGCAGCAGCAGCAGAUGGCCUACUACCAAAACCUUCAGCAGCAACAGCAGGCUACGGGUCAAUACCCUGGCAUGCCCGUGGGCAACCGUAUGCCCCCCCAGCAUCAACCCACGGCGUAA
This is a messenger RNA of Penicillium oxalicum, 648 nucleotides long. Its product is annotated as MADS-box domain-containing protein. Bases 1 to 648 code for a protein of 215 amino acids. Gene Ontology annotation, molecular function: protein dimerization activity; RNA polymerase II cis-regulatory region sequence-specific DNA binding; DNA-binding transcription factor activity, RNA polymerase II-specific. NCBI's taxonomy places the organism in Eukaryota, Fungi, Ascomycota, Eurotiomycetes, Eurotiales, Aspergillaceae. The transcript has 3 exons. The record is from RefSeq and is a predicted model, not a curated record. Gene Ontology annotation, biological process: positive regulation of transcription by RNA polymerase II.